GCCCAACCUCAUUCAUCCAUAACCCAAACACUUCAACUUCAUUUUGCAUCUUCGUCUCUUAGCUCUGAGGAUGUCUCAGAUAAACGUGUCUAAAGCUCUUGCCGAGACCAAGGCUCUCGUUACCGCCCUUGAAGCCUUUGACGGUACGGACGCCCAGCAUCUAUCCCUCUUGGGUCGCACGGACUCGGUGCGCCGGGCGCUUGAGCAGCCGUACGAUGCAGUCACUCGGUGGAUCGAAAACAUGAGCGUUGCCGCCUCAGUCUACACCCUGAUACGAAUCAAGACGCUUGAAAAUAUCCCGUAUAAGGGGAGCGUCUCAGCUAUUGAGCUAGCAAAGAGAUGCAACACCGACGUAUCCAUAAUCACACGGGCCAUGCGGAUCCUUAUCGCCAACGGAAUCGCUGUGGAAACAGCCGCGAAUGAAUACAGACAAAACUCCUUGUCCGCGGCAUUCAAGCCUAAUGAUCUUGCAGGAUAUGUGUGGCUCUGGGUGGAAUACAUGAAAUCUUGGGUAGCACUUCCCGAUUACAUCAGUAGUCAUGCUCCUGACGAUUUGUAUGAUCUGGGGAAAAGUCCCUACGCGUUUGCUACUGGUCAUGAGGGGAAGACAUACUAUGAAGUGGUCGGCUUGGACCCGGAACAGAGGCAUCUAUGGAACAUGGGUGUGGCAAAGAUGGACAAGAACUUCCCUGUUCUUGGCAUGUUUCCAUUUUCGUCUUUGGAAUCCAGCGUGAAGCAGGACUUGGGAAGGCCAUUCAUUGUCAAUAUCAGUGGCGGCCGAGGCCAAGAACUUCGUGAAAUCCAGAAAGAGUGUGAUGGCGGAUGGGGUGGCAAGCUAAUCCUGCAAGACCUACCAAUUGUGAUCGACUCACUGAGGGAUGAAGACUUGCAUGGGAUUGAGCGAAUGGCCUAUAACUUCUACGACCCUCAACCCGUCAAGAAUGCCCACGUCUACCUCAUACGUCGAAUUAUCCACGAUCACUUAGACCCGGUGUGCAUCAAGCUCCUCAAAAACACGGCUUCCGCUAUGGGACCCACCUCAAGACUGAUCAUCUGCGACAUGAUUCUCCCUGAUCGUGUGGAGGAUGGCUUGAUGCAGCUGUAUUGGCUCGACCUAUGCCUUGUUUCAAUGAGCGGCAAAAUAAGGACCGUGGGAGAGUUCCAGAAUUUAUUCCAGCGGUCAGGCCUAGAGUUGGUGCAAGUUUACCGGUCCAACCUCAAUAAUGUCGCGAUGCUUGAGGCUCGACGGAAAUUUUAGAGCGAGUAUCUCUAGUCUCACGGUGACGGGUGUGAGAUGCGAUAUUGGGGUAGAGCCAAUCAAGCCG
Molecule: messenger RNA, 1325 nt
Organism: Durotheca rogersii
Lineage: Eukaryota; Fungi; Ascomycota; Sordariomycetes; Xylariales; Xylariaceae
Product: O-methyltransferase-like protein
Exons: 2
Coding region: 71-1258 (395 amino acids)
Molecular function (GO): O-methyltransferase activity
Source: RefSeq, a predicted model, not a curated record